Onychomys torridus (southern grasshopper mouse) is the source of this 5202-nucleotide messenger RNA. It is a transcript of the gene Entrep2, whose product is annotated as family with sequence similarity 189 member A1. Bases 216 to 1763 code for a protein of 515 amino acids. Gene Ontology annotation, cellular component: membrane. The record is from RefSeq and is a predicted model, not a curated record. The transcript is spliced from 10 exons. Lineage: Eukaryota; Metazoa; Chordata; Mammalia; Rodentia; Cricetidae.
AGCGCGGCCGGCGGGCCCUGCGCAGUGGCUGUGGCAUGGGCGCGGGCACCGGCGCGGGCUGCGGGAGCCCGGCUUUCUGCCCGGCCCGGGCCGUCGCCGGCGGUGACAGCGCGUCGCAGCUUCUGCUGUCCGCCGGGAGGCGGUCCCCGCAACCGGCGCAACUUGCCUCGGCGCCUCUGUGAGGAGCGCAGCGCGGAGAGAGCUUGCUGGGCGCGAUGCCUCCGGCCGGCGGCCCCCGCACACCGCGCCCGCACGCGCUGCCCCGCAGCCUGUCCCGCCUGCGCGAGUGCCCGGGCCGUUCCCGCAUCGUGCUGGCUCUCGGGGCCACGCAGAUGGCGCUCGGAUGCCUCAUCGUGGCCGUGAGCUUCGCGGCGCUGGCACUCACCACCUCGGCCCGCGUGCGCCACUCCUGCCCUUUCUGGGCCGGCUUCUCGGUGCUGUUGUCUGGCCUCAUCGGUGUCGUCUCCUGGAAGAGACCUCUCUCACUUGUGAUCACCUUCUUUAUGCUGCUCUCUGCAGUGUGCGUGAUGCUCAACCUAGCCGGCUCCAUCCUCUCCUGCCAGAAUGCCCAGCUCGUCAGCUCCCUCGAAGGCUGCCAGUUGAUCAAGUUCGACAGCGUGGAGGUGUGUGUCUGCUGUGAGCUGCAGCACCACUCCUCUGGAUGCAGCAACCUCGGGGAGACGCUGAAGCUGAACCCCCUGCAGGAGAACUGCAAUGCUGUGAGGCUGACCUUGAAGGAUCUCCUCUUCAGCGUGUGUGCCCUCAAUGUCCUCUCCACCAUUGUGUGUGCCUUGGCCACAGCCAUGUGCUGCAUGCAAAUGGUCUCUGCUGAUGUCCUGCAGAUGUUCUUCCCACACAGGUCCCACUCAGCCAGUGCCGCCUGCCUGACUCCGCACGGCACCAUUCUCCACCAGACCCUGGACUUCGACGAGUUCAUUGCCCCCCUCCCGCCUCCACCCUACUACCCUCCGGAAUACACCUGUACACCCACAGCGGAGGCCCACAGGGGCCUCCACCUGGACUUCGCUUCCUCUCCCUUCAGCACGCUGUAUGACGUUGCCAUCAACAGCCCUGGCAUGCUGUACCCUGCCGAGCUGCCCCCACCAUAUGAGGCUGUGGUGGGUCAGACUCCCGCCAGCCAGGUUCCAAGUGUCGAUCACCAGGUGGCUGACUCCAGUUCCGGGGACCCAAACACUGCUGCUGACUUCAGCACACCAGUGCCUGCCAGUAGCACGAGUCUCCCAACAUCAGAGGGUGCCACCUCACUGGGUCCAAGCCACCCAUCCCCUGAUGGCACCUUAGACACCCCUCCACCCCUUCUGGCUACUCCAGUUCCUCACCACAUGUCUCCAGAGGCAACAAGCUUGAGCACACAGGUACAACCAAGCCCAGGGCGUGUGGCCCGCUCGGCCAGCGACCCCACCUCCUGCACAUCCAGUGAAGCAGUCUUGACAUCACGCCCAGCCAUGGCUGCCUGUCAGCACCAGCUCUCAUCUGCUGGCAACCCAGAUACCUGGAAAACGGACCAAGGAACCAAGCCAGAGACUGUACAGACCGUCUCCAAAGAGCGGCCGCACUCCUUAGUGGAGAGCAAGGUCUACACAGACACCAGGGUUUUGGUGGCUAAGUUUUUGGAACACUCACACUGCACCCUCCCCUCGGAGGUGCGACAUGUGGUGGGCACCAUCCGCUCAACGGUCCCCUCGGAGGAGCCCAGGGUGGAGGAGGCCAUCUUUGAUGCUGGCGUCCUGGACCAGCUAUGAAGCAGCUACAGACCCAGAUGUGGACGCUGAUGGGCCCAGUGCCUGCAAGCUCCAGCUCUGCCAUGCUUGACAGAGAGAUGCCUUUGGCAGAAAUACCCAGGCGAGGCUCUCUGGUGGCCCGGGUAGGGAACUGUUACUCUGUCCCCGUCAGUUGUCUUCCUGGGGACUGGUUGUCACCCUGUCCCACUAACUCAGAGAUAUUUUUCUCCUGCCCUUAGCAAGCUCUGGUUGCUUCAGGGGAAUAGCACCUUGAACUGAAGAAUGUGACAGGAAUACCUACCCAGGGACAGGGGACACUUGUGGAACAUAAAGACAUUGCAUCUGUUCCAAGACGACCUUUAAUACAGCUGGGCCCAGUUUAGAUCAGUGUUAAGUAGAGGGUGACGGCAUCAACGGAACCAUUUGCCAUGUGGCUGGCAUUACUCUGCAAUGAAACCUUUAUGAAAUUCAGACCCAUGACUUCCUUUCAAAGGAAAUAGGCAAUGUUAGCACAGCCUGGGCCCACCUCUUUGCCCACCAGGCUAUCGUGCAUAUAAAACUACAAUGAAAACUCUUCCUAGGCUCUUAGGAAACAAGUAGGUGUCAUGAAGGCUUGAAAUGCCCGCCUCCUUGUGUCCUGGGCCUCUCCACAAGGCCUCUGUCUGUGGGCUGCUAAACCCACCUCCUUUCCUAGGCCCUUCCCCAAGGUCUCUCGUCCUUUAACCACAGCAAAUAAUUGUUACUUGUGUCUCAACAAUACGUUCCUCUCCCUAUCCCUUGGAGGGCUUUCCCUUGGAUGUGACGUCACCCAGUUGGGCUGGGAAGGUCAGAGUCUGGGCUAAAAAGCCCUUGUCUCUGUUAUGUGUGCACCUUUGGCUAAGGCAUGCCUUUUGCGACCCAGAGUUGUCCCUCCUCAACUCGGUGACGGCAGGCACACCUGUGUUGAAGGAUGCAGAUGGUCAGUCACUUAUUUCUGGGAGAAUGCCAGUAGCGAAUGUGCAGAAGCAAAGCAAAACCCACUUGGGCACAACCAGGGUGGCUUUGGGCAAAAUGGCCACCCCAGACUUUCUUGGCUGUUCAGAUGUCAUUUUCUGGCAAGAUCAACAGCAACCACUUCUCAGCAACAGGGCUGGAGCAACCUGCGUGCAAGAAUUUCCUGCAAAAAAUUGGAAAUGCCCAUCCAUAUCUGGUUCAUCCAAAGCAGCAGCUACAAGCACGUGAGCUCACUGUACCCCAACUAGCCUGUGGGCCUCAGUAUCAGUGGCAUAGAAGCCCUGAGUCUAUGGUGAGUGCCAGGGUGGACCAGAGUGUGACCACUUUUGUUCAGUGUCCAGCUGGUAGGUUUAAGCAGCUCUUCCCUCUAUUCUCUCUGCCGUGGCCUGUCCUUCAGCCUCUACUCCCCUGUUCUAGCCUCCAAAUUCCCUGUAGCCAAUAUGCCGAGGACCUUUGUGUGUUUGGAAGCUGUGGGGCUUCAGCCCACAGGGCUUGGGAAACACCCAGUGGUGGUCAGCUAUCCAUGCUCUGGUGAUGUUACCAUUGCCAUAAGUUGUUGCCUUCCUGAGGUUAGGGAGCUGAAAAAUAUAAAUCAGGCAUUUGAUGGCAACCUUGCCUUUUCCACAGGAGAUGUAAUAGAGAUGAGUUUUUGAGCACUUUAUUCAGACUAUAAAAUCCUCUAAUUUUUCUCAAGUGAGGACUUUGUCAAAUCUGUUCCAGGUAGAAUGACCUCCCCUGAGCCUAUCAGCUUGAAAAAUGUCCAUAGCCUGGGCUUGGGUGUGUGAUGGUUUCAUAGCCUCAGGGGUGAAGUGAGGCAGCUGCACCUCGUGAUUGGAGGACCCACGCAGCAGUGUAAACACUUGUAGACUUCAGAACAAGCUGAGAUCCAGGAGAGGCCAGGACCCACCCCAUCCCAACUGACUCAAGCUCUAGGGUAUUUUCAUAGUGUAGCCAGGGUGAACAGUUUCUGGACACAGUGUGGGACUCUCUGGCCUUCAUGCUGUCUUUUCGCAGCAGGCCCUCAUCUGUCACGUGGCACUCUUGCCUCAACCUGCACCUCCCCUAGUUGCAGGAUACCACCACCACCUGGAAGCCCUGAGUCCCAGACAGUCUCAAGAGAGUGGUAUGCACAAACCAUCCUGGCCAGGUUAUGAGAUGGCUUUAUCUCAAGGAUAAAGAAACCACAGGACUUCAUGCUCCUGGGUGGGUGAGAACUCCUGGCUCCCAGAGCAAGGCUGUUAGAGGACAGAUCAAUCUCCAGUCACCUUCCUAGGGCCCCAGGGGGCCCACAUGAGCACUAGAAAUGCCCAGGGUCCAGGUUUCCAGGAAGUCAGAGGUAUUGCUUACAGCCAUUAGAUGGCGUUCUUGCAAUUUGACUUGUCUCUUCUGGGUCCUUUGGCUCUGCCUCAGUGGUGAACUAGUACUGGGAACCCCAGGCAAUAUGUGGGUUCCCUGAAGCCAAAACCACCAUCCUCCACAUUGCUUACACAUCCUUCCACCUUGGAAGCUUUGCCCCUGCUUUUUUUCCCUCCUAAUAUCUGAACUGGGCCCACCAGAGAUCAUUCGGGAGGAGGGGAUGCUCUCACUCCAGGCUGACCAGGUCUCGGGCCCCCAACCAAAAAAAAAAAAAAAAAAAAGCCCAGCAUCUUCUAGGACAUCCUUCACACGUCUGCCUGGGGGCAGGAAGAUGCUGAUGUGAACCCACUGUGGGUACCAACUCUACUUUGGGGAAGGCAGGGACAGGAGUCUCCAUCACAAGGACUAAAGGUCUCCUUCUCAGGGAGGCCAUGAUCAAAGGAAAUGCUUGCAGUUAACCCUGGAAUGGGAAGCUCACUUUGGAUAUUCUCUCCCCCUUCUGCUCUAGCAGCUCACAGAUGCUGCUGAAGCAGAAUUUAUAGGAAAUUGUUUUCAGGCCACCAGAGAGUUGUUUGUACAACUUGAAAGGUUGUAUUUAUUUAAUGUACCUCAAGGUGUUUUAAUAAUGAUCAGUGUUUUAAUAAAAAGUAUUUCUGGUCGCUGAGGUCUAACUGGGAUGAAGAGGGUCCUGGAGGGACUGGAUUUGGGGGAGCAAGAGGCCACCAUGGCUGCCCACCAAAAACUCAGUGCCAGGGGUGAGGUGAGAACGUAGUCCCCUAUACCUACAGUCCAAACCACAGCUGCCCCUCUGUGGACUUGACAUUCAAGGGUACCUGAAUUCCAAAGUCUCCCAUUUAAGGUCCUGAACUAUGUGUACUGGGGCUGGGAGAUGGCUUGGUGGGUAAGGGGCUUGUUGGGCAAUCGUCAGGACCCGAAUUUGGAUUCUAAGAAGAAAGGGAGGUGCACACUGUAGCCCCAGUUCUGGGGUGUGCAGACAAACAGAUCCAGGAGCUCCCCUGCUGUUCAGCCAAGCUGAAUUAGCAAUCUCCAGACUCUGUAAAAGGCUGUCUCAAAAGAUAAGGUGUGACAGUGGACAAUACUCCACAUGUGC